Fusarium venenatum is the source of this 759-nucleotide messenger RNA. RefSeq lists its product as uncharacterized. Lineage: Eukaryota; Fungi; Ascomycota; Sordariomycetes; Hypocreales; Nectriaceae. The record is from RefSeq and is a predicted model, not a curated record.
AUGUAUUCUCUUCCACGAACUCUCAUCUCGCUUCUCAGCUUGGUCACCUACGCCCAAUGUGUGACUCUCUUCGUCUAUCCCGGGAACUUGCCCGACGGGACGAAUCAGCCUGAUCCAUCCAACAAUCAACGAUACACUGCCGGGCAAAGUAUCCCUGUCAAAUGGAGAACCGACCUCACAUCAUUGAGCCUGGGAGUUGCUCAGAUCCUUCCCAAUGGAUCAGACAUACAAUACAUGCUUAACUACAAUACGACAGACAGAAGCAGUUAUUGGGUGGCAGAGUUUACGGCUCGGAAUGGGUUUCAAAAUCACGACACGGAUAGUGACCAUUGGAAUGACGACGCUGUCUUCUGGUUCCAGUUGUUCAACGACACCGAUGUUCAAGGGGAUAGUCCUAUUGCGAUUUCUCAGAUGUUCAACGUCACAUCUGACAGCAGCUCUGACCGUGAAGACGAUUAUUUCCCAUCUUUCGCAAGUCAGGGACUUUCCGCAGGAGCUGGUGCAGGAAUCGCCGUCGGAGCCAUUGUCGGUGCGCUAUUGCUUGCCGGCCUUGGCUUCUUCCUCUGGAAACGAUCACGAAAGGCAAAGGACGCUGCGGCGAGUCAACAGACCAGCGAAAGUUACAUUCAGCCGCAACCUAUCCCACAGCAGCAGGGCGUGUAUGAGUACAGCCACCAGCUUCCAGCGUCACCAGCAAGUAAUGUCGUGGUAAAACCGGAGUUAUCGAGCGAAUCGGCAAAUGUUCACGAAGCACCAUGA